Neodiprion virginianus is the source of this 1429-nucleotide messenger RNA. RefSeq lists its product as uncharacterized. The transcript has 3 exons. Gene Ontology annotation, biological process: sleep; positive regulation of voltage-gated potassium channel activity; regulation of synaptic transmission, cholinergic. The coding region runs from base 130 to 675 and encodes 181 amino acids. The record is from RefSeq and is a predicted model, not a curated record. NCBI's taxonomy places the organism in Eukaryota, Metazoa, Arthropoda, Insecta, Hymenoptera, Diprionidae.
CGACCGCCGCCAGGACUCGACGUUUCAAAAGUUCGCAGUGUCAACAGAAAUCUCGACCAGACCUGAGCUGCGUAUCCCAGUGACUCGACGUUUCAAACCUACUCUGCGAACAACGAAUUUCAUUCAAAAAUGAACCGUGUCUUGUUUGGCUUGGCUGUGCUUGCGUUGGCGGCUCGAGAAGUGAAUAUGUUGAAAUGCCACAUGUGCAGCUCCUUCUCUAAUGAGGACUGCAAGGAUCAUACCAAGGAUACAAACAUACCGCUUGUCGAAUGCGACAACAGAGCCCUGACCAAAUGGCACGGUGAAAUGGUGCAGACUCCAGUCCUUCAAAACAUCGUUCACGUAUUCGAGAUUGAUCAGCCAGUGAACCAUAACCAGAACAUCGAGAUUAUCAAUCCUGCAUGUGCCAAGAUGAAUCUGAAAGUUGGGCUCCAGAAAUACACAUUGAGGACUUGCCAGACCGCCAAGACUGCAUCCUUGGAUCCGUGCGAAGUCAUCCGCACCAAAUUGCAGAAAAGUGGUGUCGGAAGUGGCGUUGUCGUCGAUUACUGUGACCUCUGCACAAGCGAAGGUUGCAACGGGGCUUACGGUCUUUCACCCCCUAAGAUGAUCCAGUUGGUCUUUGGGUUCAUUGGCUUGAUGCUGCUCCAAGCUUAUCAGCACUGCAUCGCGUAAACGCUUAUCCUGAUUCGUUAGUAAAGUGCAGCUGCGCGGACACCGCGACUCUCGUUGACAAAUGGCGGUUAUAAUGGUAUUCCAUGACCAUCGUGGAAACUCGAAAUCGAACACCAGAUCCGAGAGUAAAAGCGUAAACGAGGCCCCAAUAAGUGCAUUGCCCAAUUUGUUCGCCAAAGCCUAUUGCAUACUGUUGGCUUUGUUAUUCAGGAAACUUUACCACGGGAUAAGAAUUUGUUUGAUAUGAUAUAAGGUGUUACAUUGAUAUAUUAUACAAACUGUUUGUACGCGUACCUCUAUUAUACAUAUAUACACACACAACACAUACAUAUAUAUCUAUAUUAUAUGUAUAUAUUGUAUUAUUACCUUAAUUAUUGCAUACACAGAUUCAUGUAUUGUAAGAGUGGUAAUAAAUGAAAAUAGUAAAAAAAAAAUAUAAAUAAAAAAAAAAUUAAUGAGGGGUGUCGACAAACCUCGAUUUCAAAAUUCUUUAUCCAUAUACCACCACCUUGUGCUUGAAGUUCUCUUUCCUUGAUCAUAUGUAAAAGGAAGAUUUUGUAAUCAUUUUACUUUGAGCAUAGAGUGACAAGUUCGGAAAUGCAAUAGUCAGCGAAAAUUUGGUAAUUUCCAGGGUAACAGGGACUUGAGGAAUAUGAUUAUGGGGUAGUACGAUAAUUAUUUUUUACUGCGGACUCCUUAUACCUACUCUGUGGCAUAUCAUGUGUAAGAACCAUCGUGAUGUCAGGUUGUCGUG